Molecule: messenger RNA, 3117 nt
Organism: Aphanomyces invadans
Lineage: Eukaryota; Oomycota; Saprolegniomycetes; Saprolegniales; Verrucalvaceae
Product: alanine-tRNA ligase
Exons: 9
Coding region: 29-2935 (968 amino acids)
Biological process (GO): tRNA modification; alanyl-tRNA aminoacylation
Cellular component (GO): cytoplasm; mitochondrion
Molecular function (GO): ATP binding; alanine-tRNA ligase activity; aminoacyl-tRNA deacylase activity
Source: RefSeq, a predicted model, not a curated record
AUUUUUUGUGUGGUGCAGUCCGUCCAACAUGGAAGACUUGCAGAAGAGAGUGGCCGCGCUGGAACACGGCACGGAAUGGCCUGCCGAGCGCAUCCGACAGACGUUCGUGGACUUCUUCGUAAACCAUCCGUCGCUGCCCCACGUCGAGUACAAGUCGUGCCCGGUCGUUCCGUUGGACGACCCGACGUUGCUCUUCAUCAACGCCGGGAUGAACCAAUUCAAGCCCAUUUUCCUCGGGCAAGUCGACCCUUCCCACCCCAUGUCCAAGCUCACCCGUGCCGUGAACUCACAAAAGUGCAUUCGCGCCGGCGGCAAGCACAACGACUUGGACGAUGUUGGCAAGGACGUAUAUCACCAUACGUUCUUUGAAAUGUUGGGAAACUGGAGUUUCGGCAACUACUUUAAGGAAGGUGCGAUCGACCUCAGCUGGACGUUGUUGACUAAAGUGUACGGGUUGGAACCGGAGCGCUUGUACGUCACGUACUUUGGCGGCGACGCCAAGCAAAACCUCCCUGCAGACGAAGAGACCAAAAAGUUGUGGCUCAAGUACGUCCCCGAAUCGCGCUUGUUGCCGUUUGGGUGCAAGGACAACUUUUGGGAAAUGGGCGACCAAGGUCCGUGCGGCCCUUGCACGGAAAUCCACUACGAUCGCAUCGGUGGCCGCGACGCGUCUGCCCGCGUGAACGCGGACUUUCCCGACGUGAUUGAAAUCUGGAACAACGUGUUUAUCCAGUUCAACCGUGAGCCCGAUGGAUCGCUCGUUGUGCUGCCGAGCCAGCACGUCGACACGGGCAUGGGGUUCGAGCGCUUGGCGUCCAUCUUGCAAGGCAAGAUGUCCAACUACGACACGGAUGUGUUUAUGCCACUGUUUGCGUCGAUUCAAUCGCUGUGCGGAGCCACGGAACCAUACACGGGCAAGCUUGGCGAUGAAGACCCGACGCUCAAGGACAUGGCGUAUCGCGUGGUAGCUGACCACAUUCGCACACUGACGUUUGCGAUUUCGGAUGGCGCCGUGCCUUCUAGCGAUGGCCGUGGGUACGUCCUUCGCCGUAUCUUGCGUCGCGCCGUGCGGUAUGGAGAACAAUUCCUCGGCGCCCCUCGAGGCUUUUUGUCCAAGUUGGUGCCCAAGGUUGUCGAAAUGAUGGGCGCUGCGUUCCCUGAGUUGGUGACCAAGCAAUCUCAGGUGAUUGAAGUGAUCUUGGACGAAGAAGAGAGCUUUGGCCGGACGUUGAACAAGGGGUUGGACCGAUUCAAGAAGAUUGCUGCUGCGUUGAAGGCGGAGAAGAAGACAGUCGUGCCUGGCGAAGACGCGUUCUUCUUGUAUGAUUCAAUGGGGUUCCCGUUGGAUUUGACGCAGCUCAUGGCGGAAGAGCAAGGCUUGGUCGUUGACGUGGCUGGCUACGAUUUGGCCAUGAAGAUUCAAAAGGAAAACUCGGGCAAGAAGGCCGGCGUCGCUGGCGUGCGCCCCCUCGUGCUGGAAUCGGCGGAAACGGCCCACUUGGCCGCCCAACACAUUGCUCCGACCCACGACGACGCCAAGUACAUCCAAAAGCACGUGUCGGCCAAGGUCGUUGCAAUCUUCACGACGACUGCGACCGCGUCGACAUUUGUCCAAUCCACCGCGGCCCAUGAACAUGCGGCGAUCGGAGUCAUCCUGGACACGACCAGCUUUUAUGCUCAGUCCGGUGGUCAGAUUUACGACACGGGUGUAAUCAAGAACGGCAUGACGCAUUUCAACGUGCACGCGGCCGAGUCGUACGCUGGGUAUGUCCUCCACGUGGGUCCGCUGACCAAGGGCACGCUCCACGUCGGUGACGAAGUCCAAGUCGAAGUCGACUACCAGCGCCGCAACAAGAUCGCUCCCAAUCACACGAUGACGCACGUGCUCAACUACGCGCUUCGCCAUGUCCUUGGGACGACAGUCGACCAACGUGGGUCGCUCGUCGACGACGCCCGCCUUCGAUUCGAUUUCACCACCAACAAGCCGCUCAAGCCGGAUCAAAUCGCGGCGGUCGAAGCGAUUUGCAAGGACGUGAUUGCGCAAGAGCUGCCCGUGUACGUGGAAUCGGCGCCGCAAGCGCAUGCCAAGCGCAUCCAAGGGUUGCGUGCGGUGUUUGGGGAAACGUACCCCGAGCACGUCCGCGUCGUGUCGAUUGGUGCCGCCAUCCCAUCGAUGUUGGCGGAUCCUGAAAACGCCGCGUGGAAGCAAUACAGCGUCGAGUUUUGCGGUGGGACCCACCUGACCAACACGAAGGAAGCGGUGUCGUUUGCGUUGUUUGAAGAAGGCGCGGUCGCCAAGGGCAUUCGGCGUAUGAGUGCGUACACGGGGGAGGCCGCCAAGGAAGCCGAUGCGCGUGCCAACGGGCUCAAGAAACAACUCGACGACUUGGCCACGCUCCCUGUCGCGGAGAUUGUCACGUCUGUCGCGGCAUUUCGACCGGUGCUUGACACAGCGCUCAUCUCGCUUCCUCGCAAGGAGGCCCUGAAACAACAAUUGAACGACUUGAUUGAGAAGAUUAAGGCGUGGCAAAAGGAAGAAGCCGCCGCCCGCGCGGCCGCGGGGGUCGCCAAUGUGAAGGCGUUGGUGGCCGCGGCCAAGGCCAGCGGUGAAGAGUUCGUCGUGCUCUCGUUGGACGUCGGCGCCGAAGCCAAGUUGGGCCGUGAAUUGCUCGAUGCUGCCGUCGAAGUGUACCCCGACGGAAGCUUCUUCAUCUUCAGCGUCGACGCGGAUCGCACCAAGACGGCCGGGUUUGCCCAGGUCAGUGCCAAGCAUCAUGCCGCCAAGGGGCUCGACGCGAAGAACUGGGUGAAUGGUGCAAUGGCGUCACUUGGAGGGAAAGGCGGCGGAAAGGACCCCCUCACUGCUACCGGCCAAGCCAAAACGGUCGUCGGCCUCGAGCAAGCGAUCGCCGCCGCCAAGGCGUUUGUGCAUUAAGCAAGUGGAUUCAAUGGACAACUCUCUUCUAUCUUCUAGUCAACUUGGUGGUGGCAAUGGACAGGAAGGAUGGGAUUGUCGAGCCUGCGCGUGUGUGUGCAGAGCUACAUGCAAACCAAACACAUGCGUCGUGUCCCGCACCGAUGCACGAGGAUGCUAACCAUAUAUUUUAAUUUUUUAUU